This is a messenger RNA of Tremella mesenterica DSM 1558, 2169 nucleotides long. RefSeq lists its product as uncharacterized. The record is from RefSeq and is a predicted model, not a curated record. The coding region runs from base 4 to 1980 and encodes 658 amino acids. NCBI's taxonomy places the organism in Eukaryota, Fungi, Basidiomycota, Tremellomycetes, Tremellales, Tremellaceae. Gene Ontology annotation, molecular function: DNA-binding transcription factor activity, RNA polymerase II-specific; zinc ion binding. Gene Ontology annotation, biological process: regulation of DNA-templated transcription. The transcript is spliced from 8 exons.
AACAUGUCAGUGUGCGGGGAGCACGAAGUACCUCUGCCACCCCAUUCGGAUCAUGUCACCACCGAAGCUACGACCACAGCUACCCCUGUGCGAUACCCCCCCUACACCCCUCCGCCAGAUGUGAUCUAUCCCCCUGACAGCGUUCCUAACCCUCACGUAGGGGUCAUGGACGAGCAGCCCGUAUACGACCCGUUUCCAGCUGGUUCACUAUACCGACCUCGUCUUAUCCCGCAUGACAUGGAUGAGAGGAUAGACAAACGCAGUGUAUGGAUAGCAGUGGACAAAAGCGACCAUGCUGUCUACUUCUUACUUCCCUCUUGUCUCCGUUGCAGUUCUCCCAGCAUUGCCCAACUAUGUGACCGUUCCCGACCCCAUUGUGGUCGUUGUGCAGGUAAAAACAUACCUUGCGAAUAUGGUACUUAUUGGAGUUUGAUGAAAUUACGUUCUUCCCUACCUGUGAAAAAAAGGAAAUCAGAGAUCAAACCUUCCAAACUUCAACAAGUCACUACCCCAGAUCCUCAUGAAGAACCUUCACCUCCAAUACUGGAGACGGAAUUGGUUACCGAAACUGUCGUAACGGAGAAUCGUUCCACCAAAGUCCGUAAGAAAGCACGUCGAUUAUCGGAAAGUCCUUCGCCACCUCCGACUAUACCUACGAAUAGUGUAUACCUGAAACGUCAAAUCCGUCCAAUUGUUCCUAAAUUACACGACGAUGAGGGAGACCCGGAAGCUUAUGCUAAGCGGGUUCGAGUCAACGCGACUAAACCCCCAUUACGAACCAGAGGAGAAUGUCCCGUCUGGGCUGAAACAUGGGAGGAUCUCAAUGGAAUAGCUCACUUUGCGGAGCUGGUCAGGACAGAAGGUGGAAGGAUUUCCAUUGCAAGAGGUGGAAUGGCUAGAGGUGUUGUUCUUAGUGGUCAAGCUCCAGGUUUACAUGGUUGGUGGAGUGUGGAGGAAAAGGUGGGAUCGGUGGUCGUGAGCUUGGGUCAAUCAAGGAAGCCAUAUGCAAAGGAUCAGGAGGGUGAAGAAUCAGGGGAGAUAGAAGCUUUGUUGAAAGCUCAUCGGGCGAGAUCUCCACUGGCUUUAGCCGUUAGUCAUGAUUAUUCGGCGAUACCGGUGCAUAUUCCAAAACCUAUCAUCGUUCUAGGAUGGUUCUGGGUGACAGAUGCAUGGCUUGAACCGGAGUUCAACAACUUUACACCUACGUCUACUAAGUCAGCCCAAGCGGAAGAUGUAAUGAGGAAAGUGCGAUGGAAGAUUCACUUCGAAUACUGUGCGGGACAAUCUCUUCCUUGGUGGACUACGAUCUUUCCAGUGUCACUUCCAAUUCCCACCGAUAAUGGCUUGUGGUCAACAUCUGACGUAGGCCUCUUCGGAUCUCAAACAGUCGUGCGAUCUCCUCCUGUCAGGGUCAGUGGAGUAGCCACCAUAGCUCAACUGCUAAAUCCUAUCGACGACACCCCUCCCAAUGCUCCGCCUUCCGCUUGCACCCGUCAAGGACGUGCACGUCUGAAAGAAGAAGCUGAAAAAGCGACUCAUCGAUGUGAGACAUGCAAUUCGACCACUCGGAGGGUAUAUGAGCAUGCUGAGAUGUGUCUAAAUGAAAGUUGUCCUGAAAUUUUCAAAGAUGUAUCUCACAGUAAUCAGCUAGGACCACCUGACAAUGUUCCAGCGAGGGUCAGGGCAGAAACUCGUUUAGACCCACUUAACCUUCGCCUAGACUUUCGUACUAAAGUUUCGGAUGUGGGUUAUGUGGUGAGAGAGACAGCAGGAAAAGAAUAUUGGGCACCUUCUUUAUGUGCAGGAUGUGGGAGAGCCAACUCUACUGUUGAUACUCUUCAACCCGAGUGUGGAGUAUGUGGUGAACAAGUUCGAAGACAUAAAAAAGUAUGGUCCGCUGCUGAACUUCGAGCGCCCAUGAGACCCAUCUGUACGGGUCAGAGGCAGGACUCCGGAUUUCCAACCUGGCCUACGAAGUGACGCGGGAUGUCCCAGUGGAAAAUACCCCACUUUGUGGCCAAAAAUACUUGUGAAACGUAUCAAGACAUCAAAUUUAAUCGACCCGUGAUAUGUUAAGUGUGGACAAUAUACAAUAAUAACACGGGCACUUCCCUCCCUCUCUGUGAAAUAACAAGAAUCAACAUAAAAGUGCAUGGAUUGGAAUCGUUC